UGCUUUCCUGUCAUGUGGACGCUUGUCUACAGGGAACAAAAUUGAGACCAACUCCUUUCACGCAGGCCACCGAGUAGCCGAAAGAGGAUAACAAGUUGUGGUCACUGGUGGCCGGUUCUGGAUUUAAAUCAGUGACCCAAGAUGAAAAGCUCCGCCAAUCCCCUGAGCCAUGUAGCUGUCCGAGGAUGAGCGUGGUAUGCCCUGAGUUGUGUUUUCACCUCUGUUUCUGAUUUACUGUACUAUGCGCGCCCUGCGUACUUUAUAGGCUUCUUGUAGAAGUUCAGCUGCUGCUGAUUUAGAAUUUCUGAGGCUCUAUCAGAAAAACUAAUAAAAGAGGGGAAAAAAAGAGAACCUCAAUCAUCAAUACCAAGAAUAUGAAACCAAACCUCUAAAGCUUCCUGGUUGUGAAGCAAAAGAAGGAGCGUGUGUUUCAACCACACUGCCAGCAGGUGGACUCUGAAAGAUCUUAUACACCUCGCACUUCCUGUGGAGACAGCCAGAAGAACAAAGCCAGUGGAGGUGCCUUUUCUCCUCACCAUCCCACUAUCUGUUAACUCGCGGCCUCCAGCCCCUCAGUGCAAUCCGGGGGAGCAAGAUGAAGUGGAAGGGGAUUGUUAUCUCUGCUGUCCUGCAGGCACAGCUCCCAAUUACAGAUGCUGCACCGGUUCCGGGACUGACAGACCCGAGACUGUGCUACAUACUGGAUGGGAUCCUCUUCAUCUAUGCAGUCAUCAUUACGGCCCUCUUUUUGAAAGCUAAGUUCAGCAACGCUCCUGAAUCCCAAGCUCUGCCGGAUCAGAAUGACGUGUAUAAUAAAUUGUCUCGUACAACCAGAGAUGACUAUGAUGUUCUGGGAACUAAAAAGAGAGGCUCUGACCUUGAAAUGGGAGGGAGAAAUCAGAGAAGAAAGAAGCCUCAGGACGCUGUUUACACUUCUUUGCAGAAGGACAAGAUGGGCGAGGCAUACAGUGAAAUUGGGAAGAAGGGAGAGCACCAGAGGCGGCGAGGCAAAGGGAACGAUGGCGUCUACCAGGGACUCAGCUCUGCAACCAAGGACACAUAUGAUGCCCUCCAGAUGCAGCCGUUGCCCCCUCACUAAGUGGCAUUCAUGCAGUGGAUGGGCAAGACGGAGAAGUCCAGAUGCUUUGGGGGAGGAGAGAAGGGAAACAAUCAUCACUCCAAAAAGGCCAUUCAGUCAACACCCAUUUUUUCAGGACUGCAAAUUACAUAUGCGCGAUUCAUUGCACAAAGUAGGACGAGUCUGGAUUUAGUUCCCCUCCUCCCUUCCCCCCCUUCAAAACUAUACAAUCUCAAGCUUUAGCUUUUAAAUGUACAUAUCUGUAAAACUAUUCCUAAUGAUCGUGGCUGUUUUGUACCAGCAAGUGUUGGGCAGGAGACUAGGACUUUGGGUUCUCUUCCUCCUCGUUGAGCCGGUUUCUCUGGCUAUUUAAAUAGCAAAAAAACCCCCCCCCCCCAAACUACACCUCACCUCACAGGUGGCUGAGGUUUAAUUACUGGCUAAAGCACUUUUAAGGUCCUCGAAAGGAAGGUGCUAUCGCUACGCCCAGUAUUAUCUACAGGAAGAAUAAUCUGAAUCAGCAUAACUAGGGCAGUCUCGCGCCAAUAUUUUUCUGCUGUAAAUGUAGCUUUAUUUCUAAGCUGGUUUUAGCUGUGGAGAGCUGUUCUUACUGUGGACGAUGACAUGUUCCUUGAGUGAAAGACAAAUGCUAAAAGCAGGCUGAGGAGGAAUCAGUGCUCGGCUGCAACAAGCUAUCAAGAAAACAACAUCCCAGUGUGAACAGCUCUUGCAGCACAUGGACGGCAUCCAGAAAUGCUAAUGGAAAUAUAUGAAAGCUAGGACGCCUUUACCGGCGAGGUUCCACAGUAAAAACAGGAGUGGUGCAGCAUACAGAUUUUACCACCUCCAUCAUCCAUUAUGAUGUGAGCCAGGGGACUAGGCCUCUGUAAGGACUGACAUUUGAAAUAAUGCUGGAGAACACUGGGAAAGUUGGGAUUUAAUUAAAAAGGGAAGUUUUUAAGACAAUCCAAAACUUGACCUCUUUCUUCCCUCACUGUUGCUCAAGCCACACAAUUUUUUAAGGGCUAUUCCUUCCCCACUUAAAGUACAGCACCAAAGUAUGUUCCUGUUAUAUAAAACAAUGCCAGCAAGUGAUGAGUAUAUUGCUAAGGAAAGUGUACAAAAGCCGAAAGAAAUGUAAGAAUUUGUAAAUACCUUGCAGAAUAAGUUUAAAGAUGAGCAGUACAGAUUCAAGACAAAGGUGAUGGUGGCUCAGCAAUUCAGACGGUUUUUGAUAAGGUAAUAAAAUUGAUGGGGAAGCCAUGGAUGCGUAAAUGUGUUUACCUGAGCCUUGUGCCAUUCCUGCCGUUGGAUUUAAAAAAAACCCCUCAUCUGUGUUAGGGAAUAAGACAACCACGAACCAGGGGUGGGGGAGUUCCCCUUUAUGCGGUCUCUGGCUCUAGUAGUUCUUCCAGGACUCGCAAGGCAUCGAACAUGCAAGGUGGUUGGAAGACUAACGGGCUGGCCCUAGUGCUAUGCACAUGGUAAUUGCAUCCUUUCCUAUUUUCCAAAUUCAGUCUUUACAUUCAAGAAACUUUGCCUACGGUCCCAAGAAGACAACCCAGGCUGCUGCUUCUCUUCUAAAAAAGAAGAGUGGACAAUGCCUUGGUGCCAGAGCAAAAGCUUCUAGAAAAGAGCUGAUCACCCACAAUAUCCUGCAAUCUGUUGGGCACAACUGACAAAUAGCAAGAGGGAACAUCUCUCAGGCCCAGCUUGGUGGAUCUGAAGAACAGAAAUAAGGAAAUUUUUUGCCCGCAAACUAUUGACAUGUAUUUAAAAACCACAAACAAGUGCAUACAUGUUAAAACACUUGGAAAAUGGUUUAAUGAUGUUUACAACAGAAAUGAACUGUACAGUUACAGUAAGUUUAAUAUAUAUAAAAAAUUACAGCAGACAAAUGCAUCUACACAAAAUCUACCAUUUCAUCCUGAUUCACUGUAAUCUACACAAUCUCUCAAUGCCUAUAGCCACCUGCAGGCAGCCACUGGGGCAGGGGGGAUGGGGGACAUCUUUAAAGAAACAGCAUCCCUUUUAUCCCCCCAUCAAGGAAAAGGUAUCAGUUUCAAAAUCAUAGAGGUCUUUCACAUUUCAGUCUCAAGACCAGAUGAGAAUGUGUUUCAUCUGGGUACAAGUGUCGCAUUAAGGUCCCUGACUUCAAGUGUUCAGCUGACCCCAGGUGUACAAGCGAUAGUAUAGGAGGAGAGGUGAGAAAAAGGGUUUUAACACCCAGACUGCAAAUUGAUCUUUGGCUGAAGAGAAGCAUAAAAGGACUCCCCCACAGACUAUUCACAACUCAUUGCUUCACUAAAAGCUAUUGGCCAGCUUCAGCGGAAAGGGUUUUCCCCAAAUUCCAACUUUUCACUCAACGAGAAACUGAUAGUUUUCAGACUAAUGUGCUUCCAAGAUUUUUCUUAAAUAAAUCUCGGGCCACUUUCUAAAACACCCCCCCCCCC
Molecule: messenger RNA, 3531 nt
Organism: Caretta caretta (loggerhead turtle)
Lineage: Eukaryota; Metazoa; Chordata; Testudines; Cheloniidae
Gene: CD247
Product: CD247 molecule
Biological process (GO): T cell receptor signaling pathway
Cellular component (GO): membrane; alpha-beta T cell receptor complex
Molecular function (GO): transmembrane signaling receptor activity
Source: RefSeq, a predicted model, not a curated record